Melitaea cinxia (Glanville fritillary) is the source of this 1966-nucleotide messenger RNA. RefSeq names its product SET and MYND domain-containing protein 4 (gene Smyd4-4). Gene Ontology annotation, molecular function: protein binding. The record is from RefSeq and is a predicted model, not a curated record. Lineage: Eukaryota; Metazoa; Arthropoda; Insecta; Lepidoptera; Nymphalidae. The coding region runs from base 1 to 1818 and encodes 605 amino acids. The transcript has 2 exons.
AUGAUUAUUGAUAGUUGCUAUGAAGGCGUUAUCGCCAAGUUAACUUCACAGGGUAAAAUAAAACAAAUGUCACAAGAAUUAUUAUUACUCAAAACUAACAGUGAGAGAGUGAUCUUUGUUUAUAAAAUUUUUGAGGAUCUUAAUGCUUUUCCAAAUGUCACAGAAAUGAAGAAAAGUAAUGAUCUUUCUUUACACUACCGUAACCUUGGCAACAAAAGCUUUCAACAAGAAGAGUACCAUAAAGCGUGGCAGUAUUAUAACUUAUCACUUCUGAAUGCUCCUUCAAAUUCUGAAAACUAUUGUCUUGCUCUGUCUAACAGAUCAGCAGUGUUCUUUGAACUAAACAAAUACAAAGAAUGUUUACAAGAUAUAAAUACUUUUUUUUCUUUGAACUAUCCUGAAAGAAUAACUGAAAGGCUUAACAACAGGAAGGAAAUGUGUAUGCAGGCUUUAAGCAAACAGAAAGAGGAAGUAGAGAAAACUGAUUUUCAAGAGUUCUUACAAAUGAAAAGUGAAAAAGAUCCUCGAUAUGUAAGUGCAAGCAAUAAAUUAAAAGUUUUAUACACGAAGGAAAUGGGUAGGCAUGUCAUUGCCAAAGAGGAUAUAAAAGUAGGUGAAGUUAUAAUUGAAGAAAAUCCAUAUGUGACUCUGUUACUUAAGUCUCAAUACUUAUUUUGUUGUAAUUAUUGUAUCUCGAGGAGUUUGAAUCUUAUGCCAUGUGAUGCCUGUUGUUUUUGUCUUUACUGUAGUGAGGAAUGUAAAGAAAAGGCUAUGAAAGAGUUUCAUGCUAUUGAAUGCCCGCUAAUGGCUACCCUAGUUGAAAUGGACUUUACUAAGUUAGAACUUCUUGCUCUGAGAACUGUACUUAAAGCUCGUCAUGAUCAUAAGAAUUGGAAUGACUUCUUUAAAACAAUUGAAGAUGCUGAAGCUAACAUUGGCACUGAACUACAAGGACAUAUUCAGGUUGAUGGCAAGUGGGUAUAUGAUUCCAAAUACUAUGCACCUAUUCAUACAUUAGCUACAAAUUUAGAUAAACGAUCUAUUUCUGAUAUAUUUCAAAAGUCUGUUACUGCCGUUGUGUUUUUAAGAUUUUUAAAAUACAAUUCAAAUUUUUUGAAAGCUGAUAAUGAAGAUCAAAAUGAGAAAAUUUUCAAAUGUGUAGCUGGACUGUUAUUGUUACAUUUGAUGACGACUCCCACAAAUAUGCAUGGUAUUAGUUCUAACAUUGAAAGUGAGAAGGGUACUUUUGUAGAUGAAAUAAGUGUAGCAAGUGCCCCAUAUGCCUUUUGUAGCCUUAUCAAUCACUCAUGUGCCCCAAAUGUUGUAAGGUUCUGUAAGCUAGGCACUGGAAGAAUGUGUGUGUUUGCUCUACGCCCAAUUAAAAAAGGAAUGCAAAUUUUUGAUAACUAUGGACCUCAUCAUGCUAUUGAAGAACGAAGUUCACGUCAGGCUACCCUUAAAUUUCAGUACAAAUUUACGUGUUCAUGUGAAGCAUGUGUCAAUAAUUGGCCUUCUUACAUUAGUCUAACUAUGAUGUUUAAAAAAAUACGUGCAAAAUUAGUUCAAUCUAAAAACAGUUUGUUAAAUGCUAAUGUAAUAGACAAACUACAAAAAGGAGAUGUAGAAACUGCAUUUAAAUGUUAUGAAAAAUUGUGUGUCCUUUGUAAAGAACUAGAGCCUUAUGCACCGUGUGCAGAGCUUUGUGACUGCCAAGAAGCUUUAAAACAAUGCUUGGCGAUAUUUGAGGGUUUAGUACCAUAUGGUAAUAGUUUGAUGAUUAAAUGGAAACCAGUCACUUCUAAUACAAGCAGGAAUUAAAAAGUUGGCGUUGUUGGUGUGUGAGUUACUCAAAAUAAAUUAAGAUUAGUUUAUAGUCAGUUAAUUUUUUUUAUUAAAUAUUUUAUUUAAGUAGAUUUUUAAAGUACUUCUGAAUCUGAUUAGAAUUAUAUACAUAUUAUAAUUUUCA